AUGGAUCAGAUUCUGUUCGACACAUUUAUCGAACAGGUUGCAUUAGGGCAUAGAGCUGAUAAUGGUUUCAAGCGAGAGGCAUACCAAAUUGCGGCUAAAGAAGUUACGAAGCAUACUGACGUAGCCGUCCAGUGGCAAAACAUGUCGAAUCGGUUGAGAUAUUAUAAAAGAGAGUAUAAUGCAGUGAAAGACAUGCUAGCAGCGAGUGGGUUUGGUUGGGACAAUGAGAGGAUGGUGGUCAUGGCUCUAGAUGAAGUCUGGAAGGAGUAUUUUAGGUCUCACUCACGUGCCGAACGACUCCGAGGGAAACGCAUCGAAAGGAUGGAUGACCUUACAGUAAUUUGCGGAUCUGACCAGGCCACCGAACGCUAUGUGCAAGGCAGUAGGAGUAUGGCUGCAUCAGCAUCAUCUUCUCGUCUUCAGUGA
This is a messenger RNA of Magnolia sinica, 426 nucleotides long. RefSeq lists its product as uncharacterized. The record is from RefSeq and is a predicted model, not a curated record. Bases 1 to 426 code for a protein of 141 amino acids. The transcript has 2 exons. Lineage: Eukaryota; Viridiplantae; Streptophyta; Magnoliopsida; Magnoliales; Magnoliaceae.